AACUGUAACACCUUUAUUUCUUAAAAGUGAAAGGUAGUAUGGCGAGUUAACAUCUUUUAAGCAUAACAUUAUAGGUUCAGUCUUUUCUUUCGUCAUGGUUUGAUGCAGUCAAACAUAUGGGGUGGGAAGAAUGAAUGAAGAAAGUACUCCGUCUGAAUAUACAAUUAUCACCCCGUCUAGAAAUGAAUGUGUGUACACCAGCUGCUACUGUGAGGAGAAUGUGUGGAAAAUGUGUGAAUUUGCCAAGGAUCAAGGGACGUGCUCUUUGGAUGAGGUGUAUACAGUCUUUAUUUCUAAUGAAAGAAAAACGAUACCCAUUUGGAAACAAAAGUCCAGUAGAGGUGAUAAACCAGUUAUCUGGGAUUACCAUGUUAUUCUUCUACACACAAGUAAAGAAGGGCAGAGCUUUAUAUAUGAUCUAGACACCAUCCUUCCCUUCCCUUGUUCACUUGACAUGUAUUUAACAGAGGCUUUGCGGUCUGAUGAGUAUUUGAAACCUGCUUAUUGGAGAAAACUUCGCGUCGUACCAGCAGACAUCUACUUAAAGAAGUUUGCUUCGGAUCGCUUGCAUAUGAAGGAUUGUGAUGGGAAUUGGCGUAUGCCACCUCCAACAUAUCCUUGCAUAGAAACAUCAGAAUCUAAAAUGAAUCUGGAUGACUUCAUCUGCAUGGAUGCACAAGUGGGAUAUGGAGAAGUUUAUGACCUUUCAGACUUUGUUCAACACUUUGGAGUGAAGUAAAUGGGGUUUUGAUUAUGCACCUAAGCCAACAGCACUUUGUACAUCAUAACAUAACUGUGUCUCAGGAUGAAGAUCCCUUUAGUGUGGAUAGUACUGUAAGUAGGCAGGCACAGGAGUACAUGUUAGUCUCAAAAGAAUCCCUGACAAACUCCAAAACCAAUCUGUUUUCACUCAGUUGCUCAAGUCUAUGCUUUACAGACCUACUCUUAAUUACUUUGUGGUAGAAAUGAGCAGAGAGGACAGUCAUACUGAAAUAAACAGGAUUUUUUUAUUGUUAAUAUGAAUUCUUUUAUAAAGAAAUCAGUGACAGAUGUACAAAAAAAUUCGGCAUUUAAACAAAACAAUAAAACCGAAUUGGCAAACUA
Molecule: messenger RNA, 1104 nt
Organism: Myxocyprinus asiaticus (Chinese sucker)
Lineage: Eukaryota; Metazoa; Chordata; Actinopteri; Cypriniformes; Catostomidae
Gene: ntaq1
Product: N-terminal glutamine amidase 1
Exons: 6
Coding region: 131-739 (202 amino acids)
Cellular component (GO): nucleus; cytosol
Molecular function (GO): protein-N-terminal asparagine amidohydrolase activity; protein-N-terminal glutamine amidohydrolase activity
Source: RefSeq, a predicted model, not a curated record